CUUUUCUUUUUUUUUUUUUUUUGCAGGGGACGCACCACCCGCACCACUGAUCUUGGGACGCACAGAAUAGAGUGCAACUGCAAUCCAGUUCGAUCCAAUCCAAUCGGAGCGGAACGCAUUUUUACGCAAUGGCGCGGGCUUUGUGAAGCAGUUCUGCUCGGAGUAUUUUUCCAAUAAGGACAGGCUUCGCCAUAACAACGUCGCAGGUCUUCUGAAGAAGGAACCUGCAUGAUUUACAUAUUUCUUUGCAUGCCACGGAGGAAUUGGCAGGCGGCGACCUUACCCCUGUGGAGAUGGAGUCUUUCAGAGUAGCCGGGUUCUCCGACGCCCUAGACUGGAGGCCCACGCUGUUCAAAGAGCCCAUCAUCGCGCAGAAAACAUGCGCCGUCUGCGGGGUUUUAUACAGGAAAUCGGUCAGGCUGCCCUGCAUCCACACACUUUGCACGAAGUGCCAUGCCCAGUGUGUCGACGAAGGGAGUGUGUGUCCCGUCGACAAGAAACCCUUCUGCGAAGAUGAUGUUGAGCAGCUGGAGGUCCCUCUCAAGUACAUCCUGAACCGUACUGUUGCCUGCUGGAAUGCACCUAAAGGCUGCAGCUUCAUUGGUCCUGUAGCCUGCCUCCUGGACCACUACAAGAAAUGUGACUUCAACGUCGUGCCUUGCUGCUUGUGUCACGCAACAGUGCUGCAGAGUGACAUUUUGGAGCACUUCAAGAAUGGUUGCAGCAUUCCCCAAGCCACAAGUUUGCCUACCGACAACCCUGCCACACAAGACCUUGGGAAUGUUACCAAAGUUUGUCUCAAGACGAACAGAGCUCUCCGGGGACAUCAUGUCGCUGCAGUCAAGCCUGAACCGGUGCAGUGAAGAUGCAAGAGCUGAGGGUACAAACAAGAUGCAAGGGCCAAUUAGAGGCUGAAGCUUGUAGGCUCACUGAGCAGCUAAAUAGCCUUAGUACAGUCUGUGCCACUGAACUCACUGAGGGACUGCAGGUUCUUAGGGAAGCAAUGGCCGACUAAAAAAAGCAUGUGCGUGAGGAGCUCUGUGUGCAAAGGGACAAGCUGACUGACAUCUUGGAUGUGGUGCACAAAAGUUUGCCAAGUCCUUCUAAGCAUGGGAGAAUCCAUUGGUACAUUGAACACUGGGCAGACCUGAAGAAUGAAGCACUUAGAAGUGGCUCGAAGAGCGUGUAUAGCCCCAAGAGGACCGUGUAUGAUUACAGUGUAUCCCAAUCUGUCCAGCUUAUAGUAUGGGCAGGAAGGUGGGCCUCGGGUCUUACAUGCAUUUACACCCCGGGGAACAUGACUCGCAGCUGGAGUGGCCCUUCAGCAAGGUGUGCACGGUCUGUGUCAUUCACCCGAAGGGCCAGUCAAAUGUGGUUUCCUACAAGGUAAAUUCUGGUUGGCAUAUAUGUCAGAGAAACAUAUUCCUCAGGCCAAAGGGAAGAAGGAAUGGAGGCUUUGGAGCAGGGUGCCUCUCUGCGGUGGAAGAGCUAAAUUUGACGGGUUUAUCGAGAAUGACACGCUUCAUGUGUUCUUGGAAAUUGAACCGUAGGCUUCGUCUUCAACCUCGGCAAUCGGAAGCUUGAUGCUGCUCAACUCUUCCGUUGCAACUUUGCCGAGAUAUGCAGAAAAACGAGUGGGAAAGCAAUACUUCCCUUGCAUGUAAUGGUAUCUUAUGUGGUUGUCAAUAAACUGAGUUACUUUAUAGGAAA
This is a messenger RNA of Ixodes scapularis (black-legged tick), 1710 nucleotides long. Its product is annotated as RING finger protein 151-like. The coding region runs from base 294 to 863 and encodes 189 amino acids. The transcript has 3 exons. The record is from RefSeq and is a predicted model, not a curated record. NCBI's taxonomy places the organism in Eukaryota, Metazoa, Arthropoda, Arachnida, Ixodida, Ixodidae.